This is a messenger RNA of Linderina pennispora, 1185 nucleotides long. RefSeq lists its product as uncharacterized. The transcript has a single exon. The record is from RefSeq and is a predicted model, not a curated record. Lineage: Eukaryota; Fungi; Kickxellomycota; Kickxellomycetes; Kickxellales; Kickxellaceae. The coding region runs from base 1 to 1185 and encodes 394 amino acids.
AUGGACCUGAAGAACGACCUGUCGCGGUGGAUGGAGUCGCCAGAGGACGAUGACGGUGACGACUACGGGCUGAUUAUUGACCACUCACUCACAGAAGCCGCGCUGCCGCCAAUGCCCACGCUUCCGGUCGACAUGCCACGGCUCAGAACACCGCCGCCGGCUGCCGCACAGCUGGGGCACUUGCCGCCGUCAGCGCAGCUUGGGCUGAUGCCGCCCUCGACGCAGCUCAGUCUAAUGCCGCCUGCAGUGUCACCGCGGAGCAUACUCCCGCAGAACCUGCCGCUGAUACAGCCGGCAGCGAAAAAGCCGCAGACGCUGCUGGACAAGUACGUGGAAAACGACGACGAAGACUACAAUGACCUGGUGCUGCCGAACGAAGCCGACCAGCUGGACUCGCACCUGGCUGCACUGAAGACGCCGCGUAGGCGGAUCCCCUCAUGGCCACGCAACUCGGAAUCGCUGUUAUCCGGCGCUACCGCCGUCUCCCCGUCGAAGCCUGCCAGCGAAAAGGCUGCGCACUCGCGGCCCAUGUCUUUGGGCCUGGGCAUAAGCACGCCCGAAAAUGCGCACCGGGUGCCGUCGGCCAGGCAGCGCGUGCUAGAGUGGCAGCUCAAGGGGAAGCAGGAGGCGAGCCACAAGCCGCGCCGGCCGAUGCUUAUCCGCAACAUGUCGCGGGGCAACGAGCCGGUGGUCAUCGGGUGCAUGCGGUACGACCCGGUGGGCCGCAUGUGGGUGGGCAAUGACGAGGAGGGCACGCGGAUUUCCAGCGCCAUUGCUGAGUCUGAUCGGCAGCUGCGGUCACGUGGGCUGAUCCGCAACGAGCCGCUGGACUCGCGCAAGCUCGCGCGCAAAAUCUCGGCCCGCUCUGGCGGCAGCCCACGCAGUGACGAGGGCGAGGAGCCCGUGGACCCGAAGCCCAGGCCCGUGUUUGACCCGCAGAAUCUGCGCUGGAUUGAUCCAAACGAGCACAAAGGCGACCCGCUGCACGACCCGUUCUGGAACAUCCCCGACCUGCCGGUUGACCCGGCCCGUGCUGACAAGAUGCGGUCGCGCAGCAGAUCCGAGGCCGUCUCCAUGGCCAACGUCUUUGCACUGACCGACGAGCAGCGCCAGACCUUUGCUCACGAGAGCAAAGAGUACGGGGCGUUUGCACGGCGGUGGUUCCCCAAGACCACCGCAGCCUAA